AUACACUACAACAAAAUCCAUGGAUAUGGACUCUGUUACGGAGACCCUGGACUUUAUUUAUUUAAAAAGAAGAGGACGCCACUUGCCCAGUCUGGACAAUUAUUAACUCUUGAAUAUUCAUGUUAUUUAUAGUAUCCUAAUAUCUGAGUUUAUUGGGCUAGUCAGGAGGUUCUUGAGGGUCAUACACGCUGCAUAGAUAAAGGGGAUAUUGGACCAUCCUUUAUCCGCAUGAGAUACCACGUAUGGAACAUCAAUGGUGACUCCAUCUUAUUGAUGAAUGGACCGCUGCCAGACACCAGAGUAUAAGGUAACAGUCCCAGGAAGACGGCGCAGGGAGCAGACACUUCUAUAGGCCGAGACAGAGCGUCAGUGGACGCAGCCUCUAAGAAUAAAGGAAAAAUGGCGAGAAAUCUGCUCAAGAACCCCUGCGGAGAAGAGGAGUUCGAACACUGGGAAGAAGUGGAACACGGAGGAGACGGGUGGAAAGUGGAGGAGCUGCCGGGAGACUGCGGAGCCGCUUUUCCAGAUGACGGAAUCUCCAAAUACUUUGCUUCAUCCUUUGAAUGCUGCAGUAAAACCCAAGUGAUCGACCUCCUUAAGGAAGGGUACUUGAAAAGGCUGCUGGACACCUCACCCAAAAUUGUGGUCAGCGACUGGUAUGCAGGGCGGACUGACGCCGGAUGCACCUAUCAGCUGAAAGUGCAGCUGUUGUCCGAAAGUCGUCAGGUCAUCAGUGAAUACAGCAGCGAGAACAUCGCUAUCCCCAAGACCAAUAAUGGCGCCUGGGCCCAGAUCCGUCAUGCCUUUUCAGGAUACGGCUCCGGAGUGCGAUUCAUCCAGUUCACCCACUGCGGACAAGACUCUGUUAGCUGGAAGGGCUGGUAUGGUGUCCGGGUGACCAACAGCAGUGUGAUCAUCGAAAAAUAGACAUCCAACAAGAUCGAAAAUGUUUUG
Molecule: messenger RNA, 954 nt
Organism: Hyla sarda
Lineage: Eukaryota; Metazoa; Chordata; Amphibia; Anura; Hylidae
Gene: FBXO2
Product: F-box protein 2
Exons: 7
Coding region: 400-927 (175 amino acids)
Biological process (GO): SCF-dependent proteasomal ubiquitin-dependent protein catabolic process; glycoprotein catabolic process
Cellular component (GO): cytoplasm; SCF ubiquitin ligase complex
Molecular function (GO): ubiquitin protein ligase activity
Source: RefSeq, a predicted model, not a curated record